Messenger RNA from Myotis daubentonii (Daubenton's bat), 6366 nucleotides. It is a transcript of the gene ABCC4, whose product is annotated as ATP binding cassette subfamily C member 4 (PEL blood group). NCBI's taxonomy places the organism in Eukaryota, Metazoa, Chordata, Mammalia, Chiroptera, Vespertilionidae. The record is from RefSeq and is a predicted model, not a curated record. Gene Ontology annotation, biological process: transmembrane transport. Gene Ontology annotation, cellular component: plasma membrane. Gene Ontology annotation, molecular function: ATP hydrolysis activity; ATP binding; ABC-type transporter activity.
CGAAACCGCAGCCGAGGGGGCGUUUCUGAGCGGCGGGGGCGGGCAGAGCCGGCGCCUCCCUUCUCUGCUUAGCUGGUGCCUUAAGGUCGGAGCACAAACUGCGUAAAGUUUGCGACCAGGUGUGAGCACGUGGGCCUCUGGUACCGGGGCCCAGGGCCCGCGGUCCCCCUACCAUCUCCAUCCAACAGCGCCCCGGCCUCGCCUCGCAUCAGCGCGUGGCCCCCGGCAGCGUAGGCCCGGCCUCCCGCUCCUGGCGUGGACCCUUCGCCUCGCGGCUCCCGACUCCCGGCUCCAGGCGGGGGCGUUGGCGACGGCAGCAGCGGCCCCGGCGUGGAGGCGGGGACGGGGCGGGCCGCCGGGCUCUCCUCCCGGAAGCGGGUGAUUUGGAGGCUGGAGCCGAGCGGAGGCGGCCGGAGCUCCAGCAUCCCUGCCGGCGGCUCGGGGAGCAGCGGGGACACACCGCCGCCGGAGCAGCGCCACCCCGGCUCGCGGCCGCGCGGCCGGCAAGAUGUUGCCGGUGUACACGGAGGUGAAGCCCAACCCGCUGCAGAACGCCAACCUCUGCUCGCGCGUGUUCUUCUGGUGGCUAAACCCCUUGUUUAAAAUCGGUCACAAACGGAGAUUAGAAGAAGAUGAUAUGUAUUCAGUGCUUCCGCAAGAUCGCUCGAAGGAACUUGGGGAAGAGCUGCAAAGGUACUGGGAUGAAGAACUUUCGAGAGCCCAGAAGGUCCCACAGGAGCCAUCUUUAACAAAAGCAAUCAUCAGGUGUUACUGGAAAUCCUAUGCAAUUCUGGGAUUUUUUACGUUAUUUGAGGAAGGCACCAAAGUAAUCCAGCCCUUACUUUUGGGGAAAAUUAUUAAUUAUUUUGAAAAUCAUGGUCCCACUAAUUCUGUGACUUCCCAAGACGCCUAUAUCUAUGCCACGGUGCUGACUACCUGCACGCUCCUUUUGGCCAUCCUGCAUCACCUAUACUUCUAUCACGUGCAGUGUGCUGGGAUGAGGUUAAGAGUAGCCGCGUGCCAUAUGAUUAAUGUGAAGGCCCUUCGCCUUAAUCACACGGCCAUGGGCAAGACCACCAUUGGCCAGAUCGUCAAUCUGCUGUCUAAUGACGUGAAUAAGUUUGAUCAGGUCACCGUGUUCUUGCACUUUCUGUGGGCGGGCCCGCUGCAGGCCAUCGCAGUGACUGUCCUGCUCUGGAAGGAGAUAGGAAUAUCGUGUCUCGCCGGGAUGGCUGUGCUAAUUAUCCUCCUGCCUUUGCAAAGCUGCGUGGGAAAGUUGUUCUCGUCCUUCCGGAGUAAGACUGCAGCGUUCACAGAUGUCAGGAUCAGAACCAUGAAUGAAGUUAUAACUGGCAUAAGAAUAAUAAAAAUGUAUGCUUGGGAAAAGCCAUUUGCAGACCUCAUUACCGAUUUGAGGAGGAAGGAAAUUUCCAAAAUUUUGAGAAGUUCCUACCUGAGAGGAAUGAAUCUGGCAUCAUUCUUCGUGGCAAGCAAAAUCAUCGUUUUCGUGACCUUCACUGCCUAUGUGCUCCUUGGCAACACGAUCACAGCCAGCCGCGUGUUUGUGGCGGUGACGCUCUAUGGGGCCGUGCGGUUGACCGUCACUCUCUUCUUCCCCUCGGCCAUCGAGAAGGUGUCAGAGGCCUUGGUCACCAUCAGAAGGGUCCAGAACUUUCUGUUGCUUGAUGAAGUAACACAGUGCGACUAUCAGCUACCAUCAGACGGUAAAACGAUAGUGCAUGUGCAAGAUUUUACUGCUUUUUGGGAUAAGGUAUCAGAAACCCCAACCCUGAAAGACCUCUCCUUCACUGUCAGACCCGGUGAGCUGUUAGCUGUGGUUGGACCUGUGGGGGCAGGAAAGUCUUCGCUGUUAGCUGCUGUGCUGCGGGAACUGCCCCCGAGCCAGGGACUGGUCACUGUGAAUGGAAAGGUCGCAUAUGUUGCUCAGCAGCCCUGGGUGUUUCCAGGAACUCUGAGGAGUAAUAUUUUAUUUGGGAAGAAAUAUGAAAAGGAACGAUAUGAAAAAGUAGUAAAGGCUUGUGCUUUGAAAAAGGAUUUCGAGCUUUUGGAGGACGGGGACCUAACUGUGAUAGGAGAUCGGGGAGCCACGCUCAGCGGAGGGCAGAAGGCCCGGGUUAGCCUCGCAAGAGCCGUGUAUUAUGAUGCAGACAUCUACCUCCUGGACGAUCCCCUCAGCGCCGUGGAUGCAGAAGUCGGCAGGCACUUGUUCCAGCAGUGUAUUUGUCAAACCUUGCAUGAGAAGAUCACAAUCUUAGUGACUCACCAGUUGCAGUACCUAAAAGCUGCAAGUCAGAUUCUGAUAUUGAAAGAUGGUAAAAUGGUGCAAAAGGGGACUUACACUGAGUUCCUGAAAUCCGGGGUAGAUUUUGGUUCCCUUUUAAAGAAGGAAAAUGAGGAGGCUGAACAAGCUUCCAUUUCAGGAAGCCCCACACUGAGGCAUCGGACCUUCUCAGAAUCUUCAGUUUGGUCUCAACAGUCAUCUAGACCCUCGUUGAAAGAUGGUGCCCCAGAGAGCCAAGCUGUUGAGAAUGUACAGGUUGCAGUAACCGAGGAGAGCCGUUCGGAAGGAAAAAUUGCUCUUAAGGCCUACAAGAAUUACUUCAUAGCCGGUGCUCACUGGUUCACCAUCAUUCUCCUCAUUCUAGUCAACAUUGUGGCUCAGCUUUCCUAUGUUCUUCAGGACUGGUGGCUGUCAUACUGGGCAAAUCAACAGAGCGCUGGGAAUGUCACUGUAAAUGGACAAGGAAAUGUAACUGAGGAGUUGUCUCUUAACUGGUACUUAGGGAUUUAUUCAGGUUUAACUGUGGCUACCGUCAUUUUUGGCAUAGCACGAUCUCUGUGGGUAUUCUACGUCCUAGUUAACUCUUCCCAGGCUUUACACAACAAAAUGUUUGAGUCCAUUUUGAAAGCUCCGGUACUGUUCUUUGAUAGAAAUCCAAUAGGAAGAAUUUUAAAUCGUUUCUCCAAAGACAUUGGACAUAUGGAUGACUUGCUGCCCCUGACUUUUCUAGAUUUCAUGCAGACGUUUCUGCAAGUGAUCGGUGUGGUCGGCGUGGCGGUGGCGGUUAUACCUUGGAUUGCAAUACCCUUGGUUCCCCUUGGCAUCAUUUUCAUUGUCCUUCGGAGAUAUUUCUUAGAAACGUCCAGAGAUGUCAAACGCCUGGAAUCUACGACUCGGAGCCCGGUGUUUUCCCACUUGUCGUCUUCUCUCCAGGGACUCUGGACCAUCAGGGCGUACAAAGCUGAGGAGAGGUUUCAGGAACUGUUUGAUGCGCACCAGGAUUUGCAUUCAGAGGCUUGGUUCUUGUUUCUGACCACGUCCCGAUGGUUCGCUGUGCGUCUGGAUGCCAUCUGUGCCAUCUUUGUCACCGUUGUUGCCUUUGGGUCCCUGAUUCUGGCAAAUACUUUGGAUGCCGGACAGGUUGGCCUGGCACUGUCCUACGCCCUCACCCUCAUGGGCAUGUUCCAGUGGUGCGUCAGGCAAAGCGCCGAAGUCGAGAAUAUGAUGAUUUCAGUAGAAAGGGUGAUGGAAUAUACAAACCUUGAGAAAGAAGCGCCUUGGGAAUACGAAAAACGCCCCCCGCCGGCCUGGCCCCAUGAAGGCGUGAUUGUCUUUGACAACGUUAACUUCACCUACAGCCUGGACGGGCCUCUGGUGCUCAAACACCUGACAGCACUCAUUAAGUCAAGAGAAAAGGUUGGCAUUGUGGGAAGAACAGGAGCUGGAAAAAGUUCCCUCAUCUCCGCCCUUUUUAGAUUGUCAGAACCCGAAGGUAAAAUUUGGAUUGAUAAGAUCUUGACAACUGAAAUUGGACUUCAUGAUUUAAGGAAGAAAAUGUCAAUCAUACCUCAGGAGCCUGUUUUAUUCACUGGAACAAUGAGGAAAAAUCUGGAUCCCUUUAAUGAGCAUACAGAUGAGGAACUGUGGAAUGCCUUAAAAGAGGUACAACUUAAAGAAGCCAUCGAAGAUCUUCCCGGCAAAAUGGAUACUGAAUUAGCAGAAUCUGGAUCGAACUUCAGUGUCGGACAGAGACAGUUGGUGUGCCUUGCCAGAGCCAUUCUCAGGAAAAAUCGGAUAUUGAUCAUUGAUGAGGCGACAGCAAACGUGGAUCUCAGAACUGAUGAGUUAAUACAAAAAAAAAUCCGUGAGAAAUUUGCCCAUUGCACGGUGCUAACCAUUGCACACAGGUUGAACACCAUUAUCGACAGUGACAAGAUCAUGGUUUUGGAUUCAGGAAGACUGAAAGAAUAUGAUGAGCCCUAUGUUUUGCUGCAAAAUAAAGAGAGCCUAUUUUACAAGAUGGUGCAACAGCUGGGCAAGGCAGAAGCUGCUGCCCUCACCGAAACAGCAAAACAGGUGUACUUCAAAAGGAAUUAUCCAGAUAUUACUCAGAAUGGCCAUAUGGUUGUGAAUGCUUCCAAUGGACAGCCCUCAACCUUCACUAUUUUUGAGACAGCACUGUGAUUCUACGAUGUCAAGUCUAUUCUGAAGGCAUUUCUCCAAUAGUUUUGCACUGUCUGAACUAUACUUUUUUUUUACACUAGCAACAAAUAUUUACACAUACCAGAUGUUAGUUUAUUUGGAUUUUUUCCUCCAAUUUCACUCAAUGAUUUCAAACUCUAACAAAAUUACUUAUUAUUUUUAUUUAUAUUUAUAUUAUAGUAUUUUUUAAUCUUAUCCAAAUUAGAAGUGCAGGCCACCAAUAAAAGCUGUCUAUCAAGUCUUGUGCCUUAAGAGACUCAGAGCCAAAGCUCAUUUUGUGAAGUAUGAGACAAAGUUGCUAAGAAAUUUUUUUUUUUUUACUACCACCCAAACUACAUAUUACUUUGCAGUUAUAUCAGGGAUUCUAUUUACUUGAAAACUGUGUGAAGUUGCCAUUUUGUCUUUAACAUACCAAGGAUCCGUUCUUCCACCCCCCACCCCCACAGGUCUCUGGCUAAAAUAGUACAGAUAAAACCAAUAGGAAAAGCAAAACAUACACAUAGUAGGGAGAGUCCGUUCCCCCACCCCUACCCCCAAAAGUUUAUAGUUAAAAUAUAGAAAGGCAAUAUGUAAUUAUGUUCUAAAAGAAAAGGAAGGAAAAAUGAUGUUUUCUCAAAAUAGGCACCCAUACAGGUGAUUUGAUAAGGAAGGACACAGUGGGAUCAUUGAUCAUCUUUUAAAUUUGCAUGCCUUUGACAUGGUAACUAGUGUAGUUUUAGUCAGUGUGGUGAUGGUAUAUUCAAAGAAGGCCAAACCGCUACUGGUAAUUCCUGAAUAUGUAGUAGUACUCUUAUUCAAGUUUCUGGUUGACUGCCAGCUAACCUUCAGUGGACUAGAAACCUUUUGGGUUAGCCUUUAUUGAAAUUCCUUCUAAAUUGCAUGCAUAGGUUCUCCCGAGUUGGUGAGAAAAAAUGAAAAUCAUUGCAAAUAUUGACUGUAAUUAUACAGUACUAGAGGCCCUGUGCACAGAUUCGUGCACCAGGCAUUUAGUAUGCAUAUAAGAUCUUCAGUUAAUCUCUUUCUGCCCUCCCCGCUUCUCUCUGAGAUUCGUCAGUCUGUUCCAUGGUCCCAUGCCUGUGUAUUGAGCGCCUUCCCCCUGGUGGUCAGUGCACAUCAUAGCUACUGGUUGAACGGUCACUUAGGCUUUUAUAUAUAUAUAUAGAUAGUCUCAGGAUGCAUCCAAAAAGUCCACUUUUAUGAACCUACCCAGGUUAGUUUACUUUUGUUUAGGUCUUUCUGAUUAGUAAAGCAGCAAACUACAAUACUUCUUAGGGCCUGCUGUGCUUUCUUUGAACUGUGGGUUUUUUGUUUUUCUUGAUGGUGAUGGUAUGGUGAGUUCAAGUUACUAAAGGUUGUACUGUCAUCGUUUUAAGUGGUUUCUCGUGACCUCUCAGAAUAAGGUAUAACCACCCUCAAGUUGCAAAUAUUAACAUAUAUAUGUAUGUAUAUGUGCUGCCGUAUAGCAAGUAUUUGUACUCUUCAACAGAAACAAAUGUUUUAUAGACUUAAGCCUUAAACACACACACAGACGCGCGCACACAUACACAGCAAACUACCAAAAUACACUAAGUUCCGUAGCUGUGGAACAUUUUAUAUAUAGAAAUAAUAUGGUUAAUGUUUAGUCCAGUAAACCAAUACGUUGAUUAAUAGUCAAGGCUAGUCAUUCAGGAGACUGAAAUGACAACAGUCAAUAGAAAUAAUGAGGUUUGUUAGAACAGUGGCAAUAUUUGAAAUGUGUGUGUGUUUAUUUUGUCUUUAGAGGUUAAAGUUGGUUAAAAAUGUUUCUAUUUCUGUUUUACUGUCAUCAUAGAGUUUUUAAUGAAACAAAACUCAAUUGAAAUAAAUGGCAGUUUUCUUCUCCA